Rotaria socialis is the source of this 861-nucleotide messenger RNA. NCBI's taxonomy places the organism in Eukaryota, Metazoa, Rotifera, Eurotatoria, Philodinida, Philodinidae. The record is from the annotation of a GenBank genome assembly.
AUGGACAUGAAUGAAAUCAACGAAGAUGAUAAGACACUACUUAGAUCAAACCGACCCAGUACAUUAAGCUUGGAAAUACACACUAUGGAUGUUGAUAUCAACGAAAAGGUACUAGUGAUUGAUUUAUGUACACCAAAUGAUGUUGAUAUAAAAAAUGAAGCCAGUACAUUAACGCCGAAACCGUUGAUCGAGCGAUUUCCAAAUCUUGGUAAUCGAUUGCCUGUAUUACCUUGCUACCCAACAAAUGAUAAAUAUGCACAUGGUGAUCCAUUGUUACCGAACAUAUCACCACAUAGAUUAACACAAACCGAACAGACACGUCGACAAUUGGGCACAUUUAAAUCAGAGUUCGAUUUCAUAACUAAGGAUUCGAUGGUACCAUCGUUUUUAUAUGAAAAAUAUCAAAUGUUCUAUGUCGAUUUACUCGCACGUUUGAAAGUAGACAUAGCUAUCUUGGAUUAUAAUUAUUUACGAUUGAAUAAUUAUAUGAAACUGUUGUUAUUUGAACGCAUGCGUAUAUUCAAUAUUUCACUUAAUAAUAUUUCAAAAAUCGAUGAAAAAGAAUAUCCACUUGCAUUGGAAUUCUUUUUGCAAUUUGAUGUCAAUAUGUUCUAUAUGAAAACGUGUUCACUUCGUUAUGCACGUCCUCGUACACUAAAUGAAGGCCUAUUUUGUUUACAAGAACCAGAAGCUCGUUAUGAACUGUCUGCAUGUGGUAAUUGUGCAUUAUGUUAUCCUCAAUAUGAUAGGACAUAUCGAAUGAAAAAAUCAAUUGUUGACUUCAGUCAAGCUCAUCAACAUACAUUUCUCAAUGGAUACCAUGCUAUUCUUAAUUGUUCAGCUGCAAGUUUCAUCUAUUAG